Rhea pennata is the source of this 8508-nucleotide messenger RNA. RefSeq names its product protein phosphatase 2 regulatory subunit B''alpha (gene PPP2R3A). Gene Ontology annotation, cellular component: protein phosphatase type 2A complex. NCBI's taxonomy places the organism in Eukaryota, Metazoa, Chordata, Aves, Rheiformes, Rheidae. Gene Ontology annotation, biological process: protein dephosphorylation. The coding region runs from base 737 to 4156 and encodes 1139 amino acids. Gene Ontology annotation, molecular function: protein phosphatase regulator activity; calcium ion binding. The transcript has 15 exons. The record is from RefSeq and is a predicted model, not a curated record.
GGGCGGGUGGCAGUGGGCGCCGGGCGGCGGGAGCGGCGGCGGCGCCGGCAUGGGCCGACGGGGCGCUGCCCCCGCGGGAAAUGCCAGACAGUUUGUUUGUGGUUGAUGAAGACUCAGAAAAGGAUAAGCUGCAGAUUUGUUCCCCUGGAAGCGCUGGAGAGAAGACCUUCUCUGGGAGAGCAGGGAUGAUUAGACUUUUUGGAGACAUGGAAGCAUGGGUUUUCUUGUCUGAACAAAGCCCUGGACCUACCUUACCAGUGUGAGAGGGAGAUCACACAAGCAUACUGUGGAUUCUUUGUCUGUACAUGCUACUUGAUUGUGAUCUGGUUUUUACUCAUCUACCCAAAAAGAAAAGAAGAGUCAAGUGAAAAGCGUUGUCUUGUCACUUCUGCCUGAGAGCUGGCUGAAUUUUAUGACUCCUGCUGGGGAAACUACCUGAGCUGUUAAUAAGGGAACAGCUGGUGCUCUAUCUCUGGUCGGCAAAGCUCUCUGCGUGGAGUACAGUGAUCAAGUUGCCUUAAGUCAAACCAUAUGCUAGCUGCACCAAUUGCUGUAACUGUAUUGCUAAUACCACUCCAGACUUCACUAGAGAUUUCCAAGACAGUAGUUUUCAAGUAGUGUGAUAUAUAUAUAUAUAUAUAUAUAUAUAUGUUUUUUUUUUUUUGACAUUUGAAUGUUUCUAUUAAAUUCGGCGUGGCUGUGAAAAGUGGCAGGUGAUUUUUUUCCUGCUAAGUUCAUGGUGAAUUUUGAAGCCUUACUACCAAGUAGGAUCCAUGCUAUGGCAGCAGCCUACAGGCUCAUGGUCACUACUGUGAACUGCUACAGCAGUGUGGUGAUAGACCGUCACUUUGAGCAUGCAGUGCAUUAUUGUACAGGGUCUUGCCAGGUAUUUAAGCAAGGAGUCACAUGUAUAGUUGCUCAUCAUAGCGUUUGUGCAGAGCUCAAUGUCCAAGAUGCCAACCUAGACCAUAAGCUUCCUGUUCCUGAAAAUGGGUUUGCCUUGUCUGGAAAUGAGGACUAUCACCAAAUCCUCCCAAGUAAUCCGAGGCUCAAAAAGGGCUCUUCAACACAAGCCGCUGGCAGUUUAAAAGACAUUACUGGGGAGGCGAUAAACCUUGCCAGCGGUAAAAUAAAGGAAUUCUCCUUUGACAAGCUCAAAAACUCUUCCAGUCACGUGGCCUACAGAAAGGGAAGGAAAGUUCGAUCAGAAUCAUUCAGCAGACGGUCUUUUGAUUUUGAUUUGAUUUAUGGGCACUUCAACAAUGAUGAGAAUUGCCCUCCCUGUGGCUUUUUGCAGAGUCCCUCACCUGGGGAGAAAUGGCAGGAGAGCAAUGAUUCUCCAGAAGUCAGUAUGAAUUCCAUGGCUCCUCAGUCCUUUUUUGAAGAAAACUUCAUUACCCAAAUUUUGGAAAAACAUAAGCUGGAUGGUUCUUCUAGUGGAGAUAUUAAGGUGUGUUUAGAUAUCCUGCUCAAGUGCUCGGAGGAUCUGAAAAAGUGCACAGAUAUCAUAAAGCAUUGCAUCAAAAAGAAGUCUGCAGACAGCAUUAGUGGGGGAAACAAUAGUGAUCUGGCUAAUUCAGAAAUGAUAUAUAUGAAUCUGAUGACAAGGUUUUCUUCAUACCUAAAAAAGCUACCGUUUGAGCUCAAGUCACCUGGGCUCAAGGAGGCUAGUGACUUGGCAGAUUUAGUUAACUGUUUUCAUGGAUUGCAGCAGACUCCCUUUUCCACAGUAUUUGGAGAUGAGCAACCACCUAGGUAUGAAGACAUUAUCCAGCUGCCAUCUUCAGGAGCAGUUCCUCUUGGACUACCAGAUGAUCAGUGCGAGGUGACAAGCACCUCUCAGUCCAUCCAAACAAGUACUGUGAACUUUACCUCAAACUCCCUGCACAGUGUCACACAGGAGAGCAGCGUGAGAGCUGUGAAAGAUGUUUCUGCUCUACCUCAGUUACCCACCACAAGCCCUUCUGACUGCACAUCUUCCACAGAGGCUCUGUACAUUGAAGAAGAAUCAGAUGGGGAAAGAGCAUUAGAGAAGGUAAAGAAGGCGGAGGAGAAAGGCAACUGGGGGAGUUUAGAGUGCAGCUAUCAGUCAACUGGGUGUUCAGAUCUAACUGCAAACGUUAAAGCAGAAUGUGCUGGAGUGGGAGCUGCUGAACUAGCCCAGGCUUCUGAGAAAGUGACUUUUUUAAAACCAGUUUCAGAUUCUGCUCUGGGAGAUUCCCAAGCUCAUGUCUCUAAAGGAGAACAGAUGUGCAGUAAGACGGACAAAGAUGAGAUAGACAAACUGCUGCUGGACUUGGAGUGCUUCUCACAGAAAAUGGAGAGUACUUUGAGGGAACCCUCUCUAAAGGAGAGUGAACCUGCCUGUUUGCAGGUGUUUGGCUGGCAAGGUAGGCAGGUACUACCUCUGGCUCUUGAACCCAAAAGUAAAGCCAUAGAUCCCACUACCCCUUUGUCAAAAAUCAUGGAAACCAAUGGUCAUAAAAUGGAAGAAGACGAUAAAGCCCUCUUACUGCGUAUCCUGGAAAGCAUUGAGGACUUUGCCCAGGAGCUGGUGGAAUUCCAGACAGGCAAAGGAAGUUUGUCCAAGGAGAAGGAAGUGAUGCGGAUUCUUCAGGAAACUUUAACAACUCCUUCACAGUCCCUCCUCACAGGGCAGAAAAGCUGCAGUGGGGCUACCUCCAGAGACCCUGUUCCAGCUUCAAUUCAGCAGGCUCCAGAAGUGAUUAAGGUUCAAAAUAAACCAGAGAAGAAACCUGGAACUUCAUCCUCGGUCCCUUUGAACUCGGUUGUUAGCCCGUGUACUUCUCUGCCUGUGAAUAAAGCCACCAGCAGCACUUCUUUGUCCAUAAACAUUCCACGUUUCUACUUCCCUAAAGGACUUCCGAAUGUCUGCACUAAUCAUGAUGAGGUCAUUGCCAGGAUUGAAGAAGUCUUUACAGAGUUUGAAGAUGAGAAAGCAAACAUCUGUGAAAUGGGGAAAAUUGCUAAGAUCUGUGGCUGCCCACUCUACUGGAAAGCACCUAUGUUCAGCGCAUCAGGAGGAGAAAGGACAGGAUGUGUAUCUGUACACUCAUUUGUAACCAUGUGGAGAAAAGUCCUGCGUAAUUGUCACGAUGACGCAUCCAGAUUCACGUACCUUCUAGCAAAGCCUAGCUGUGACUAUCUGGAGCAGGAGGACUUCAUCCCGCUGCUUCAGGAUGUAGUGGAAACACAUCCUGGCCUGACGUUCCUGAAGGAUGCUCCAGAAUUCCAUUCCCGGUAUAUCACGACGGUUAUACAAAGAAUAUUCUACACAGUCAAUCGAUCCUGGUCGGGGAAGAUAACUCUCACAGAGCUGAGGAAAAGCAACUUCUUGCAAACUCUUGCUCUCUUGGAAGAAGAGGAUGACAUAAAUCAGAUCACAGAUUAUUUCUCCUAUGAGCACUUCUAUGUCAUAUACUGUAAAUUCUGGGAGCUGGACACUGACCAUGAUCUUUACAUCAGCCAGAAGGAUCUGGCUAGAUACAGUGAUCAAGCUUUAUCAAACAGGAUUAUCGAGCGAAUAUUCAGCGGCGCUGUGGUAAGAGGAAAUGAGGUCCAGAAGGAAGGCCGGAUGAGCUAUGCUGAUUUUGUGUGGCUGCUGAUUUCAGAGGAAGACAAAAGGAGUGCUACAAGUAUUGAAUACUGGUUUCGGUGCAUGGACCUGGACGGGGAUGGGGUGCUUUCCAUGUAUGAACUGGAAUACUUUUAUGAGGAGCAGUGUGAGCGGAUGGAAGUGAUGGGCAUAGAACCACUACCAUUUCACGACUUGCUGUGUCAGAUGCUUGACCUUGUUAAGCCAGAGAGGGAUGGAAGAGUAACCCUGCGAGACCUGAAGAGGUGCAGAAUGGCUCAUGUAUUCUACAACACCUUCUUCAAUUUAGAGAAAUACCUGGACAACGAGCAGAGGGAUCCCUUUGCAGUGCAAAAGGACGUUGAAAACGAUGGCCCCGAGCCCUCUGACUGGGACAGGUAUGCUGCUGAAGAGUACGAGAUCCUUGUGGCUGAGGAGUCUGGGAACGAACAGUUACAAGAAGGAUCAUUUGAAGACGACUAUGAUGCAGAUGAAGUCUUAUCUCCCCCUGAAACUGGAGACAAGUCAGACAAACUAGUUAUUUCAGAUCUCUCAGCAUAGAGAAACGUAAUCAGUAUCUGUCAAACUGGAUAGCAAUCAGCUCUAAGACACUUAAGGGAUUUUUCUUAAAUCCCUCAUUGGAGCAAUAUGCUUUAUUUUGUACACUGUAAUUUGAGAAUCCUUUUUCUCUUCCUGUGUAACUGCAAUAAGGUAAUUUCUAUAAAAGGCUUUUUACAAUGUGUUAUUGUGCACGCUCAUUAAAAAUGGUGAUUGCACCUUGUUUCCUUUAUAUCUUUCCAUACAAAUUCUGUUACAUCCCCAUAUGUGCAAUAAAUGCCAGCAUCUAGUUAAUAACUGUAACAACUGUGCACAACAUCUGCGGUGCUGAUUUCUGUGCACUUCAGUGCCAUUGUGACCCUUUAGCUUUACACUAGUAGUGAAGUGAGAGCUGCCACAUUAACUUGAUUUAAAUGAAAGUUUAGAAGUCUUUUAAAAUGCAAGUCACAGAUAAGUUCUCAUUUUUAAUAGCUUCACUUUUUUCUUUUUGGAAGCCAAGGCAGCAUCCAUGUGCAUGGGGAAAGCGAGGCCCCUUUUUGUGCUUUAUACUACGAGACCUUCUCGUGCUGCUAAACGCAUUUUACAGCACUACAUGAUGUAGUGUUUCGCUGAGGAUUUAAGGUGCACAUAGUGUUUCUGUAUAUUCUCCUGUGCAAGAGGCAAGUCUCUAAGUCCUCUUGCAUGUUUACAAGGGAACGGACACGCCAUGCUCAGGAGAGACAGAACUGGUGCAUCUGCCCCUUCCUCGUGCUCUUCCUGGCUCCUCUAUCACUAAUCCGUAGCCUUCUGCAAGCCAAGACUAAGCUGAGAUCAUGAGGGGGAGGGAGAAACAAACCCUAACCUGGCAUAGGGAGGGUUUACCAGAGAUCCUUUAACUGGUAAAUGAAUUCAGCUGAUUACAGUGCUGAAAAUUUAUUGUCCACCCAUGAAAUUGGCCCUAAUCUCUGAGUGGAAACACUACAGCUCCCUAACAAAUUCUUGCUUUAAGUGCAAAAUUAACCUGGCUUUCCCCAUGGACUCGCAACCAGUGACUCCAGUAACAGCACAGCAGCUAUUGCUGGCAUUGUUCCUCCCGCACAGCUUCAGUUUGGGUUUCAACGCAGAGGUCAUUAUAACGUAUGACGGUCCUUGGUUUUACCCAUCACAGUAUGCAAGCAGCUGUGGUACUUACCUUCUCCAGCUUGGGACAGGUUUCAGCUGCCAAACUGUACUUUUUUCCCCCCAGCGUCUGUAACUGUGUCCAAAUACAUGCUACGUGGUGUUUACACACUGCUUCUGCUGCUUAAGGCGCUGCAGGAAUAACAAAGCACGACUCCUCGCAACAUGUCCGCGUGAACCCCUGCCAGAAGGCCGGAGAGCGCACGGCCCUGCCAGUGCUGGAGUCAGGUCUCCACGCAGGCACCCCCUCGAGCGAUCCUCAGCUGCUCCUUCUGCACGGUGCCGGUAUGCAAAGAGCCAAGUAAUCGGCCGAUCAACUCUUCAGCUUUCCUAGGAGUCUUGAAGCGUCCUGCCUGCCUCCCUCUGCCCGGGUAGGAUACACUGCUGCUGUGUUGAGGAAACUUUCUCAUCAGGAUCAAAAUCUGAAAGGGCACAGGGGAAUGUUCGGUUCUGCUGGGUUUGGAGACCUGUUCUGUUUUCCUCGAACGAAGCGUCUAUUGUCUCCAGAUGCCUACGCACAUCGCAGGAUCCCGGCUUUUCAGGUAGCUGGGAAACUUCUGGAUGCUCCGAGUUCUCAGCAAAGGCACUUUCGGUUACGUUGCUUUCCACAAUAAAAGAUACAAACAGGGAACGCUACCAAAACUGAGAUAAGGCCCCUUUAAUGCCCUUUUGAAUGCACCAGGCACAAAAGUUCAGUUCAGCGCCAGGAUAUGCAUGAGAAAGAGAACGAGGCCCGCGCGGAGCCCUGCUGGAGCCCGUCCCAGGAUCACCACGUUGCCUUGCAUUUUUAUGAGCGCAGCAACUCCGUUCCUCUCAGCCACGAGCCCUCAGACACCAAUGUCUGAAUUACAUCUCCACCAUCACUAUAACCCCCCCCCCCCCCCCCCGGGGAAAAGCCUUAUUGGGGACGAUUCUGCAAAGAUUCAAACGCAGAAGAAACUAGGAGAUGAUUGUAAACGAGCACAGGACCGAAGUCACCCAACUGCCAACUGUAGCUAGCACCAUCCCCUUCUUACCCUGAAAAAUCCUAGGCAAAGCAGCUCGCUUCUUCUUUAAUACCCGCUGUGUAACGGCCUUUCACUCUUAGCUCGAUUUAAAUCUCUCCGAAGACAAAAUCUCCACAAAGGAGCGAGAAGAACCUGAGCCCCUUCUGGGCUGGAAUGGUUUUGCCACCAUCUCAUCCUUCAUCGUACUUCAGCGCACCGCUAGCUCGAAAUCCGUAAGCAGCAGCAACCGGCAUACCCAGUUUGCCGAUAAUUUAAAGCCUCAUUUCAGAGGAGCUUGGCGAUAGUUUCUGAGAGCCUUUAACCUGGGAUAGCUGUUGCACCUCCAAGAGAAAGCUCUCUCAGGGCAGUUUGGGCUAGUACAGGAAUUCAGGUCGGAAGGGACCUCUUUAGGUCUCUCGUCCAACCCCUGCUCAAGGGCAGGGUGGCUUCAACGUUAGAGCAGGUUCCUCGGGACCGUGUUUUGAAAAUCUCCAUGGAUGGCGAUUCCACAGCUUCUCUGAGCACCAGCUUUCCUCCUCCUCCUCCUUCCGAGGGAGUUCGGAACAGCAACAUCCUUUUCCAGGAAGGAUGCAUAUUCCCAGGAACAUACAACGUACAACCGCACCCUCACCCGAGCAGGGAGUUACACGCAGAACGUGCAAGGCUCUCCAGUUGAGCAAGCAUCUUCCUCUUCUGAGGCGCAGGACGUACGUUGGGAUGAAGGAACAGCCCACCAUGGCUCAUGAAGAGCUGGGACGCUCCUCCAGCUUGGCAUUACGUCCUCGCUGGGCUGUGUCAUGAGCUUUCCCUGCUCUUGCUUCUGAUCCACCACUUCAGGAUCUUCCCUCUUUCUCCUAGUAUGCCGUUGCAGAGGGGCUUCCAGGAGAAGCUACAGAAGCCGUUGUUAGCACGAUCUCAGUGCGAGACACACAGUAAUUUGUAUCAUUUACUCCAGGAGCAGGUAUCUAGCAUCUGUUUUACUAAAACAUUUGAAAAUAACUCCAAUAAUUUGAAUUAUCAGCAAUUUCAGAUGGUUUAGUAAAUGUGGUUAUUUUACACCAAACCUCUUAACUUUGUCCUGUCCUAGCUUACCUGGGUGGAAGGUUUCUAAAACUGCAGGACACAAACGAGGUGAAUUCUGGAAUUCCAAUUCCACCUUUGCACUUUUACCUUCUGGGAUAAGUCAAAACACGAAGAGACGAGAAUGCCCGUGGGUACAGCCCCCAAAGCGUGCUAAGCUGAAACACGGACCAGUCUUGGAGGUCGCCAAGUUCUCUGGAAGGAAACACGCCAGCAGUUACAGCGCAGAAAGCUUGUAGGAACCCACUUCACUCCAGCUCUGCCUCCCGUCUCCAAGCAUCAACGCCACUUGAGAUGCCGCAUAAAGAAUGUUUUUCAUUGUAAAUCCAGCUGAGACUCAAGUCCAUUGUGAGCAGGUUUCUUUUUCCCUAUGAAGAGUCAGAAAAGUGAGUAAAAUUCAAAUUCGCAUGAUAAAAAUACGCAUUUGCGUUCCUUUGUUCUCUCUGGUCUGCUUUUGCCCAGCAAAAUGAAGACCCAUGUCCUUACAAAACCCAUGCUUUUUGUUUUUAUAUACACCAAUAUUCUCUCUCCACAGAUUUAAGAUGAGGGAUAGGGCUAGAUCCAACCAGAUGCAAUUACUACUGUAACGCUACCAGCUUGUUUUUUUUCCUUCCUUUUCUAAAAUCUUAGUAACGACUGCCACAUUACCGUGUCCUUCAGCGAAGCCCGGGGCGAGCACGGUUCCACUCUGCUGGCCUGCCAGCAAGCGGCAGUGUUGCAAACCAGGCGAGGUCAGCAGCAAAAAUCCUGGCGUUCGAACACCACAGAAAAUCUUCCCGUUUCCUAAACAGGCAACCGAAGAGAUACUCGAACCAAGGUAGUGCCCUUGGCUCCUGCUGCGAAAUGCACCCAAAAGGCCAAAAAUAAUAAUAAUAGUAAUAAUAAAGGUCACCGAAGUAUCAUUUUAAUGGCACUUAUUUUUGGAGUACAGCGUUUCUAAAUCACGCUAUCUUAAGUCUAUGCAAUCAAACCGAACCUCAAAAAAAUCCACAAGCUACUCUAAGAGAACCAUGCAGACAAUGCUUACCCUUUUACUGCAACCUCUUCCUGUAUCACUGGGUGACGGUUUUAGAAUUUGAAUAUUUAAUACUAAAGGUUUUGAUACUUGAAUAAAGUAGUUUGGAGACAUUC